AUGUCUUCAUCAUCAAACAAUGAUUCAAACUCUAACAAACAAGAGUUUUAUAAUGAAUUCAGAAAAAAGAAGAGGGAAAGUUUCUUCAAAAGACACUCCAAAUCCAAGCUAUUUAAAUGGGCAUGUAUAGGAUUUGCUGGAUAUUAUACUUUUGUAUUGUGCCAAAAGCCUUGGAUUUAUCAUCCUAAAGCAAUUCAUAAUGCCGAUGCUUUUCAAGAACAUUUAAAGAGAAGUGUAGAGAAUUUUAAUAGGAGAUUCUGUCCAACUCCGUGGUUAAUCAAUACCCAUGCUCAGACAAUAUAUGGAGCAGCCUGUAGACACAUUAUUGAUGAUCAGGAUGAAGCACUUUUCAAGAAGAAGAGAAAUCAAUAUGAAUUUGAAGAUGGAGCAACUAUUAAUUUGGAUUGGUUUGAACCUGCUAAUACAACAACAACAAAUUCAUCAUCUGAUGGUGGUGCUGCUGCUGCUACUACUGGACAACAAUCCGAAAGGAAAAAGACAACAAUCUUUAUUCUUCCUGGUUUAUCUGGAGGAACAGGUGCUGUAGGAGUUAAACAUUUAAUUAGUUCGUUUGUGAAGGCUGGAUACAGAUGUGUUGUUAUGGAUUACAAGACUACAUCGAAUGAAUCAUCCACUAUUCAACAUGGUCAUCAUACUUUGCCUCCGAUUGUUGGUGACUUGGAUCCAAUUGAUUUGGAUAAGCCAAAAUCCACAAAUCAAACUACCAAGGUAAUUCCUGGAUUGACUCACACUGUGAAGGAUAUUAGAAAUGUUAUUCAAUUGGUUAGAAAGGAAGUUGGAAAGGAUGAAACAUUGGUUGGUGUUGGUUUCAGUCUCGGAGCUAAUACUCUGUUAACCUAUCUAUCGGAACAUGUUGGAAAGGAUGCUCCAAAGAAACAAGGAGCUAAAAAGUUGAAGGACCAUCAUAUUCAUCUUCCUAAUGAUGAUGGCGAUGAAUCGAGAAAUGAAUUUGCCUAUGCAAUUUCAAUUGGUAAUCCAUUCGAUUUGAAUGCUGCUACUCUUGCUCUUCAAUCAAACAUUUUCCAAAGAAUGAUAUACGAUAGGGCCUAUGCCAAGGAACGUAUUGAAUUAUAUGAGAAGAAUAAGGAAUUGCUUCCAGAAGAUUAUAUCAAACUCUUACCAACUCUUCGUACUACCAGAGAUGUCGAUGAUAAGAUUAAUAGACCACUCUGUGAAGGUAAAUUUGAAAAUGUGGAAAAGUUUUAUGAAUUCCACAGUUCUGGUAAUAAGAUGAAGAAGAUUACAGUCCCAACUAUUUGUUUAAAUGCUCUUGAUGAUCCAAUUUCAACAUAUUCUUCCAUUCCUUUCGAGGCCUUUGUGAAUUAUGACAAGUUGAUGCUUGUCACAACUACUCGUGGUGGUCACAUUGCCUCUCUUGAUGGUUUCUUUGCACCAAAGAAGGAGAGUUGGAUGGAAAGAACCUCUGUACAAAUUGUAAAGAGUAUGGAUGAAUGGAGAGAAGGAUUAACAAAGAGAACAAGCAAAUUAGAUUAA
Messenger RNA from Naegleria gruberi, 1515 nucleotides. RefSeq lists its product as uncharacterized. Bases 1 to 1515 code for a protein of 504 amino acids. Lineage: Eukaryota; Heterolobosea; Eutetramitea; Acrasida; Naegleriidae. The transcript has a single exon. The record is from RefSeq and is a predicted model, not a curated record. Gene Ontology annotation, molecular function: short-chain carboxylesterase activity; monoacylglycerol lipase activity.